GGGUCAACGGGUCUGCGGGACGAGUGUCUGCGCGGUGUCCCAAUGGUCUCCGGCAAAAUGUUUCAGUUGGCUAAUUCUACAAACAGCUGUUUAUUUGUUAACGACAAGAGCUAAGAUUUUGUACCACACAGUCAGUGAACCACCGUAACUUGAUGUCACAACAAUAACAGCUUCUGUUAUGGGUGUAAGAUGGCACAGUGAUGCCAUCUGUUGGUAAAUGUUCAUUACUGCAACUCUUGUGUUUUACCGGGCUGCUUGAGAUACCCGGAUGUAAUUGUGAUGUACUGAACAAGACUGGUUACUCGCAUCAAUUCCUCUGUCUCGUCAUUUAACGUUCAAACAGCUUCGUUAGAAUUGCAGCCCGCCAAAUGUAACAGUGCAUUAGAACAGUAGUGCCUUCAGAGUAUUACAAUGAAUUGUCUAGAUACAUGUUAAAUACUGUGGAGCUCAGUACAAUCACAAAUGAGUUAUGUGAAAGUACAACUUCAUAAUGAGUAUAAUUAACAAAAUCUCCCGCCAAAAGAACGAACAUUUGACCUACUGGCGCAUUUGUCACGUGAUUAUUCUGUGAGCUGAUUGGUUCGUUCAGUGACCCUGAUCAAGCGUUUACAGAAACCUCUGCGGCGGGACAUUCGUAAUCUUUUCAGCCUCUCGAAAGAGUGCAGAGUGAUUUUUCAUAAUAAUUACAAAUAUUGUUUAACAGAAGGUUAACGUAAUGGAGUGUUUGAAUGUUCCAAGAAUCCUGCCAAAUUCCCCACGGAAAGCAAUAGGACAGAUCCAGGUCAUCUUUGGGCCAAUGUUCUCCGGCAAAAGCACUGAGUUGAUAAGGCGAGUGCUUCGUUUCCAGGUCGCUCAGUACAACUGUUUGGUGGUCAAAUAUGCCAAAGAUACGCGCUACUCUGAGAAGGGCAUGGCCACGCACGACAAAAAAACAAUGGAAGCUGUACCAGCCAACUGCCUGAGCGACGUGCGUUCUCUAGCUCUGCAGGCCUGCGUCAUCGGAAUCGACGAAGGACAGUUUGUAAGUAUAGUACAUUAGUCUGUUAGCCUCUCACUGUGUCCAACAGAGUGAUCCUCUUUGUUCCUCACUAGAUCAUUACCUGUAUUGUCUCUACAGCUAA
Oncorhynchus gorbuscha (pink salmon) is the source of this 1121-nucleotide messenger RNA. Its product is annotated as thymidine kinase, cytosolic-like. NCBI's taxonomy places the organism in Eukaryota, Metazoa, Chordata, Actinopteri, Salmoniformes, Salmonidae. The transcript is spliced from 4 exons. Gene Ontology annotation, biological process: thymidine metabolic process. The record is from RefSeq and is a predicted model, not a curated record. The coding region runs from base 716 to 1039 and encodes 107 amino acids. Gene Ontology annotation, molecular function: ATP binding; thymidine kinase activity.